Messenger RNA from Hyaloscypha bicolor E, 1118 nucleotides. RefSeq lists its product as uncharacterized. NCBI's taxonomy places the organism in Eukaryota, Fungi, Ascomycota, Leotiomycetes, Helotiales, Hyaloscyphaceae. The record is from RefSeq and is a predicted model, not a curated record. Bases 229 to 894 code for a protein of 221 amino acids. The transcript is spliced from 3 exons.
AGCCUGUAAGCUAUAUCUACGUUAAUUCCCAAUGAUUCGAUUCCUCUCGUCUCUGUUUUCCACGUGCGAAAGUAUUGGAGUCCACGCUCCUCCGAUACCUCAUCGACGACUACUGGUGAAUGACAUCAGGCCACCCUAAGGUGAGCUAGAGUAGGCUUCAACAACCAACUUCCUGAUAGCACCAACGCCAAACCGCAAACCUGCUCCGAACCAGCAACUCUCAAACUCAUGCCUUCACACAUCCUCGUCCUCGGUGCAACCGGACAAACGGGCAUCGAUUUCUGCAAUCUCGCGCUCUCUCCAGCUCACAACCACAAACUCACUCUCUAUGUCCGGGAUUCAACCAAAGUUCCUGAGGCCGUUGCCAGCAAUUCGAAUGUUACUGUCAUCAAGGGAACUCUUGAGGAUGAAGCGAUGUUGAAGACCGCUGCUUCAUCUGGUGCUACAAUCUUUGUAUCGUUCGCUGGACCGACGGGAAGGUUGAGUGGGACCCCCGUGACCAACGGCAUGAAACUCCUAUUCCCUCUCCUAAUACAAAACAACUUCCACCGCGCCCUCAUCCUCGAGACCUAUUCCUUCCCUUCUCCCUCAGACAAACCCGCCUGGAAAUGGUCCGCCUCCAUCGUCCUCAUCAAGCUAGUCGGCGGCUCGGCCUACUCCGAGUUCCGCGGCCUUGGGGAAUUUGUAACCUCUCAAGACGUGGAAAAGAUCAAGUGGACGCUCUUCCGCGUCCCGUUUUUAGGGAAUGGUGAGGAGAAACCAGUUACGGCGACGUUCCCGGGCAGUGGACAGGAUGGAAUGUUUUUGAGCAGGAAGAGUAUUGGUGCUUGGGUGUUGAAGGAGAUGGGGGACGAUAGCGAGUGGGUUGGGAAGGCGCCUGUGCUUUGUAAUUGAGGGGAGAGGGCAAGUGCCUCUCCAUAAGAUCCAAUAUCGACUUGAUUGAGAUUCCAUCCAUCCAGCUGGGAUCACGCGAGGAAGAAUGAACCUAACCUGGCAGCAACGGAAAUCAAAGCCAAUCACUGGCGGGCGACUCCAUAUUCACUUGAACCUUGCAUAACCUCUCCUGUUUUCUUUACACCCAAAUAUUGAUUUCGCUUUCUCCAACUUAUCAAUCCAAC